Molecule: messenger RNA, 1216 nt
Organism: Prosopis cineraria
Lineage: Eukaryota; Viridiplantae; Streptophyta; Magnoliopsida; Fabales; Fabaceae
Product: auxin-responsive protein IAA16
Exons: 5
Coding region: 132-908 (258 amino acids)
Biological process (GO): regulation of DNA-templated transcription
Cellular component (GO): nucleus
Molecular function (GO): protein binding
Source: RefSeq, a predicted model, not a curated record
UUUCUUCUUCUACUCUCUCACCACCCAAAAACCUCUCCCACUCACUCUCCCUCUCCGACAUCAAAAACCUUCACUUUCUAGGACCGGAAUCAGACACCGGGUGACCUGAACUUUACUCCGUGGAUAGUAGAAUGACGGGCUUGAAUGAGGCAGAGCAGGAUAAGUACAACAUGAUUAAUUUCGAAGAGACCGAAUUGCGACUCGGAUUGCCCGGUGCUUCCGCCGCCGCCGCCGACACGGAGUCUUCACUCAAGAACAACUGGCCUGCUGGUGGCAAGAGAGGCUUCUCCGACACCGCUGUGGAUUUGAAGCUCAAUCUCUCUUCCAACACUGCACAGUCACCCCACAAGCCUGUCGACAACACAACUGCUGCCUCUCCCUCAAACGAUCCCGCGAAGCCACCCGCUAAAAUGAAAAUUAGGCAGAGUCAGACACGGGGAAAUGGGAUAACUACGAGGGCUCAGGUAGUGGGUUGGCCACCGGUGCGAUCAUUCAGGAAGAACAUCGGGACGUCGCAGAACCAGAAGAAUAACGAGGAAGAAGGAGCGACGUUCGUAAAGGUGAGCAUGGACGGUGCGCCUUAUCUGCGCAAAGUGGACUUGAAGCAGUACAAGAGCUACCAACAGCUGUCGGGGGCGCUGGCUAAAAUGUUUAGCUCCUUCACCAACGCCGAUUACGGCUCCCCUCAAGCCACCAAGGACUUCCUCAACGAGAGCAAGUUGAUCGAUCUCUUGAACGGCUCCGACUACGUCCCCACUUACGAAGACAAGGAGGGAGAUUGGAUGCUUGUCGGCGACGUCCCCUGGGAAAUGUUCGUGGAGUCCUGCAAGCGCCUCCGCAUCAUGAAAGGAUCCGACGCAAUUGGCCUGGCGCCGAGGGCAGUGGAAAAAUGCAAGAGCAGAAGCUGAGCCGAUCAAAUUUCAACCUAUAUAUUUCAACCCUCUGCCGGCUUGUUCGCCGGAGCCAAACUGGCUCCAUCCGUAUCGAAUCUGCGCGCGAUCGAGCUUGGAUAGUAUCAUGUCUGUGCGGUGUUUUUUUUUUUUUUUCGGGUUAAAUUUUCUUAUGCGUGAUGUAUAUGAGAAAAUAAUUGGAAAUUUGUCAGUGACGUACAAUAAUAUAGAUGUUCAUAUGUGGGCCCCCCUUUUCAGGCGAUAACAAAAUGUGACUCGAUCUCUAUCGAUAAUGAAUUAUUGUGUCUCCCCAAUAAUUGUGACAA